Messenger RNA from Heteronotia binoei (common prickly gecko), 3574 nucleotides. It is a transcript of the gene PRRC1, whose product is annotated as proline rich coiled-coil 1. Gene Ontology annotation, cellular component: cytoplasm. Gene Ontology annotation, biological process: activation of protein kinase A activity. Gene Ontology annotation, molecular function: protein kinase A regulatory subunit binding. The record is from RefSeq and is a predicted model, not a curated record. Bases 370 to 1707 code for a protein of 445 amino acids. NCBI's taxonomy places the organism in Eukaryota, Metazoa, Chordata, Lepidosauria, Squamata, Gekkonidae. The transcript has 9 exons.
AGCAGGCUGCGACUCGAGCAGCACGAGAAGAGAGCGCUUUGCCUGCGUGGCCGCCAGCGCUCCCCGCUCUAUCGCGGGAGGCGGAGAAACUAGGAGCUCAGCACCCUUCCUGACCAACAACUCCUCCCCGUUGACUGCAGCGAACGUGGCAGCCUGAAGAGGCUGGAGCAAAAGCGCUUCCCGAGCUUGUCCCUCCCCGGCCAUUUUAGAUUCUGGAGCCGGCAAGGAUCGGGGCGUGGAGGGCUCAGCACCGAGAAGUGUCGUCAGCUCCUGGCGAAGGAACGCCGCCGCUGCGAGGCCAGAGCGGCCGCCACCCUCCCUCUCCUUCACGGCCGCUGCAGUUUCAUUAAGCUGUGUCACUGAAGAAAAAUGAUGGAGGAAAGUGGUAUAGAGACAACUCCACCAGGAACCCCUCCUCCAAGCACAGCAGGGGUUACUGCUGUUGCCACCCCAGCCCCCAUCUCAUUAGCUGCUCCACUUCCUCCUCCAAACCUGUCUUCUUCCUCAUCUUUUCUUCCCCAAACAUUCUCCCCUCCUUUACCACCCACAGUGUCUUCACCUCCUUCUUUGCUAUCUCCAGCUCCUUUGCCUUUUGUACCUUCUGCAUCAAUUUCAACUGGUGCCCCCCUUGCUGUUCAUAAUCCACCUCCAAUCACAUCAGCUUUCAGUAGUUCCACUCCCUACCUCACAUCACCUCCUCCACUAACUUCCACUCCUGGCCCUGUGCUUUCUGCACCCCCGACUGGUCCUCCCAUUUCAGGUUUUUCUGUUACUUCUACCUAUGAUAUUACCAAAGGUCAUGCUGGGCGAGCACCGCAGACACCACUGAUGCCAUCUUUUUCUGCACCUCCAGUCACAGGUGUCCUGACAACUGCUGUAACACAGCAGACUUCUAUACCAUCAUCAUUAGCACCUGGUACUGGAAGUGGCUCCACAAUUACUUUCCCAGAGGAGCGUGAAGACCCCAGGGUAGUUGGCAUACCAAUGGAAUCAUCUGCUGGAGGACUAUGGGGCUUUAUAAAGGGUGUAGCUGGAAAUCCUAUGGUGAAAUCAGUACUUGAUAAAACCAAACAUUCUGUAGAGACCAUGAUUACAACACUGGAUCCUGGCAUGGCUCCUUACAUCAAAUCUGGGGGUGAGUUGGACAUUGUUGUCACUUCUGUAAAAGAGGUCAAGGUUGCAGCCAUAAGAGAUGCUUUCCAAGAAGUUUUUGGAAUGGCCACAGUUACAGGAGAAACUGGACAGUCAAACAUUGCACCACAGCCUGUUGGCUAUGCAGCUGGUUUGAAAGGAGCACAAGAAAGAAUUGACAGUUUGCGCAGGACAGGAGUGAUACACGAGAAACAGCCUGCUGUGUCUGUUGAGAAUUUUAUUGCAGAACUGCUUCCUGACAAGUGGUUUGACAUUGGUUGCUUAAUUGUAGAGGAUCCAAUCAAUGGUAUUCAUCUUGAAACAUUUACACAGGCAACACCAGUACCUCUGGAAUAUGUGCAACAGGCUCAAAAUCUGACUCCUCAGGAUUAUAACCUACGAUGGUCAGGUUUGCUGGUGACAGUGGGUGAAGUGCUAGAAAAGAAUUUACUUCAUGUCAACAGAACAGACUGGCAUGUUGCAUUCACUGGCAUGUCUCGUCAACAAAUGAUCUAUAGUGCGGCUAAAGCUAUAGCAGGAAUGUACAAGCAAUGUUUGCCAUCGAGGACCAUUUGAAAGGGGGAGGGGAAACCUCUGAACUUUGAAGAACAUUCAUUCCUCUGAUAGGUUUUGGAAGAAAUUGUUUUAUCUCCAGCUAUUUAGCAAUCCUAUACAAAUGCACCUCAGCUGUACAUUUUAUGAUUCUUUUUAAAAAGUGAAGGUAUCCUUUGGAACACGUAAGUGAACACUUCUCAAUAGUUUAAUGUAAUUAACAGUGCAAUUCUAAUCACAAUUACAUCUUUCUAACUACAUUGGAGUCAAUGGGCUUAGAAGGGUGCAGCUCUGUUUAGGAUUGCACUAAUAACUUUCCAAACAUAGAGAAUACCCAAAGGGGCAUAUUUUUAGCAAGGCCAAAGAACAUUAAAAUGAGAAUACAACUGAUGGGAUGCAUUUAGACACUAAAUUUUAAACACAAUUUUUUUCACAUUUUUAGAUGUAGAUCAAUGUGUAAUUGUUGCUAUAGGAAUGCCAAUUCAGAAUAAGCAUGGAAAGCAAGGUCAAAAUGAAUAAUCUCUCAUUGUAUGUUUGCAGGAGUAUGAUACUUAUGUGCAGAUGUCUACAGAAAUUAUUGGGCUUCCAGCAUAAAAUUUCUCUUUGCAGAUUCCCAUUUCAGCACCAGCAUGUUAAGAAUCAUGCAAAUAUAAUUUAAAAUGAUUGGAUAAGUAUCUGUUUCUCUGCCAAGGAACACAUCCCAAACCAGUUAACUGAAUCUCUGCAGUCAAAUGGAUUCUUCCUCCUACCCUUAUAACCAUAAUUUAUUUUGAGCUGGGACAGCAUGAAAGAUACACCUUAAAGAUACUGGGCAUUACUGGAUUGCUGUUGAAUAGGUUAAAUGAUAGGACUGAAGCACAGAAUAAGAAAAGAUGCUACCUUUUGUGUUUUUUAUUUGUUCUUGAAUACUUUUGUUGGCUUUAGUGACCUUUGAAACUGAAGGGAGAACAGUGAGACAUAAAUCUCUGUCAUGAUUGAUAAAUGAAAGUAUCUCAGCAGUACUGUAUAAUUCACUGAUGUUUGUCUAGUAACUUACUGAUCUAGAACUGUCAUUUAUUUUUCUUGCUACAGGAGAAUUGACAUCAAAUUAAUACAGUAAAUUAUAUUUCCCUAAAGCAGAAUAGACCCCUACUAUAUUAUUAGUUUUGGUUAUAUACUGUUUAACACGGCCAGGAUUUUGCCCACUGCAUCUAUGACCCCAUAUUCUAUGGUCUGGCACAAUUUCUGAUCCAAUUUGUAAAACUGCUUAUGGAAGAGAGAAUUUUGAUAUUCUUGUACUUUAUACAAAACUCAUUCCUUCUGCCUUAAAUAUAAGCUUCCUUAUUGAUACUAAGCUUUACAUUUUAUAGCAACUUUGAAAAGUAGUUUUAUAUUAAAUAUUCUGGUUAGGCAGUUUCUUAUAUUUCUAGCUGAUAUAAUAAACAUUUUUCCAUUCUUUUCUAAAAUUGUAAAUCAAAAUUAUAUAGAUUUUGUUCCUAUAGAAUUGUAAUUUCUUUUUGCUUUAAACUGUUAAGUAUGAUAGUAGUUCAUUGUUGAGUAUUUUAAGAGACUUCUUAAAACAACACAAAUACAGCUAUAGAUCGAUUCUAACAGCAUCAUUUUUCUGCAGAGUGGAAUUCUUUUGGCAAAAAGGAGGGGAGAAAAUCUUACAUUAUUUAGUUUGUAACUACACAAAUGAAGUAGAUGGCUAAUGCUUACCUACUCUUAUUUUUUCUCCUGCAUAAUUAAUCAAAAAUAAUACUCUUUGUUGAGAAUUUGUUGUCUUUUUGUUGGAAAAAUAUUUGAAAAGGAAUUUCCAGAAGCCUAUAAUGGCUCACGUCUGAAGUAUCAGCUAAGUAAGAUGUUCUUAAGACUAUUGUGGGUGAAAUAAAAUAAUGUCUUUCAUUCAAAA